AUGGAUAAAAUCAUCUACAGAGCCGAAGAGGAUCGCAUUUACGAAAGUAAGUAUUUUUGAAACUAAGUAUAUAUUUCUAAUCUGAAAAUUGAAAUUUUCAGAUCUUAGAACUUCUCGUUCGUCUAGUGAAGUACCAAAAAAUGUUCAAAUAAUUCAAAGACUUGAAGAAGCUAUCAACUAUAAUUCUGAACCGAAAGUAAUUCCAAUUUCGGAAUCAACCUGGGAGAUUCUCUUGAAAUCAAUUGAUUGUUGGUCACAGUUUUCGAGAAACAAAGGUAAAGUAGAUUUUUGGCAAUCAUUACCAGAUAUGUAUGUAAAUAUUCAAUAAUUUCAGCUAUUCUGGAUGGAAGAAAAAAUGAUUGGCUUGAAAUAAUUGUGAGAAACCCACAAAAACUUUUUUGGAUCAUCUUUGGCAGCAUGUUCUUGGUUGUGAUUCUGUGCUAUUUCUAUUCACUUUUCAAAUGAAUUUCUGCAGUUUUUAAUCACAUUUUUUUCAAAUUUUUUGCAACCUUUUGUGGUUUUUGUAUUUGUAUAAUUACGAACGAUCAAUAAACUUUUUUUUAAUAAAAAAAAGCGAAUUGAAGAUAACCGGGAAAUAGCUAUAAACUGUAUAUUUCUGAAACCCAAUUUGGGAAUAAGUGAGUUCUACAGCAUCUGUAUUCUAGAUAAAACCUCGAGGUGUGGUAUCUUAAUAAUAAACUAAUUUUCAAAAUACUUGUUUUUAUUUGGGAUGUCGCAUUUUUGAACAUUCAUGUCUUUGCUUCUUCUUUUUUCCAAAGCCAUACCACCGGAAAUGUUCAGAAUGACCCGAUCCCUUAUGAAAGUUUCUAGCCUAAAAUGACUAUCAAACAAAUAAAAUUCCGACAUUCUGGCCUAUAGAUCAUUCACCAAAGAAUGAGCUGUGCGAUGUUUUGUAAAUGUCCGAUGUUAUUGUUAAACGUCUCUCAUCACUAAAAAAUACCGAUUUUUGUGCGACUAUCGAUUUUCAACGUCGUUUAUCAUAGCCGGGGUUGAGUCAAAAUAUCCAAUGCUCAUGUUCGGACAAAAACAGCGCCCUCGUGCCGUGUUGUGACAGUUUUUUUCUGGAUAUUUUGCUGUAAUAUUGAUUUUCAACGGCGUGUUUAACAGUUUCGAAAUAGGGGCGGAGUUGAGCUCACAGAUUCCUUAUUCUUUUCGUUGUAUCAUUCAUUCUCAUUUUCAUUUUCAUUCAGCCGGACUGUUCAAUAUUCAAUUUUUUGUAGAAAAAUGGUCGCGCCUUCAAAAAUCUAUGGCCAAUACUUGGAUUAUGCUGGUCUAGAAAUUGGUAAGAUUUUCAAGCGAGCGACUGAUCAGAUGGGAACUAGUGUAAUUUACAGGCCCUGAACAACUUCUUCAAGAAAUUGAUGAAAAUCGAGAAGAGGUGGCAGUUGAAAUGGGCAACGUCGGUCAUCGCAUUAUCGACAUUGAAGAAGACAAUGAGUAUCCUCCAAGAGAAUUGCCAAUGCUCCGUGAUUCGCUCAACAAUGUCUAUGCUCUUCUUGGAUAUCAACGUAAGCUUUUUUUUAAACAAAAGCUUCACAACUGUUGACUAUUUCCCUUAAUUUUAAAGCAUUCCAUUUGAUAUGACAACAAUAGUCAUUUUCGCAAAACUUGAGAUUAUCUGAACUCGCUGCCAUUUAGAAUUAGUGUGACACAAGAGUUUCCUCCUAAUAUAAGAAUUAGAUCACCACCAGACGGCCCACAAAAUAAAAUCAUCCCAAGUGUUAUUUCCUAUACCUCCAAGACUUUUCUAGAACUUGAUAUAAAAUCCAUUUGAUCCCAAAGAAAUUCAACUAAAUUGAGUAACUUCUCACAAACAUAGGAUGUCCUAUAGAAAACCUAAUAUUAGAACAAUUUUGAAAUAUUUACGAUAUUAGAAAAUCGUGACACAAAAUAGUUUUUGCCGAAAAAUAGAUUUGAUGAAAAAUCAAUACAUUCACAUUUUCUAUGGCUGUUUCAAAAAUCUUCUUCUGUCCAAUACAUCUAAUUUUUAAUUCUUGAUAUUUUAUAUUCCAGAAUAUCAAUCUAGAAAUCUUGAUUUGGUAAUGGAUGCGGUUCAUAGUCCAAGAAAUUUGUUCUACUUCUACAUCGUUGUGGCUGCCUUCAUCUUUAUUUAUUUCUUCACCCAAUAUUGUUACCCAGCCAUGUUCUGA
Messenger RNA from Caenorhabditis angaria, 2171 nucleotides. Lineage: Eukaryota; Metazoa; Nematoda; Chromadorea; Rhabditida; Rhabditidae. The record is from the annotation of a GenBank genome assembly.